AUGCCUUUAAACAUAAGAGCCAAGCCCUCGCACGGUAAGCUGCCUGCCGGUGCAAAGAAUAGUGGAUACACUGAUGGCAGCGCAUCUAAUUCACGUUUCUUAAAGUCCCCGAAACCGGGCAAAGGCAAACAGCCUGUAAGCUCAGCACCAGGGUCCCGUUCGGGGCUUGAGCCGGGCUCUGUGUCGGGGGGUGGGCCUGCACCAACGUCUAAACCCACAAAGACCCACGGGUCAGUGUUAAAAAACAAAGGUGGUGCCACAGCAGAUAAAGGCCCGACCCGUGGCUCUGCAACAGCUCCAGGCGGUAAAACCCUCUCUAUGGAGAACAUCCAGUCUUUGAGCGCUGCCUAUGCAACUUCCGGCACUAUGUAUCCCAAUGAGCGAGAGACACUGGAACCCUCUGGCGGGUACCCCAAAGGCACCAUGACGUUAGGCCGCAGCACCAGCCGCUCGUCCUACACCUGCCGGACAACAGCUAUGGGAAGCAGCCCAAACAUCACGUCCUCCGGGAUGCAUCACAUGUCCGACCCUUGUGGAGACCCUUCCAUGCUGUGUGUGGGGACUUCCAGUCUACGAAGGCAAUCUGGAAGAUAUGGACAGACGGCAGAUCUGGCCGCGCAGGGAGACGGUUCCACCUACGACCUCCAGUCGCAGCUGAGGGAGCUGCAGAGGGAGAACGACACCCUGCGAAGAGAACUGGACGGAGGGAGGGACGGAAAGACGAGCCACAGCAUGAACAGUGUCAACUUCUGGAGUCCAGAUGUAAGGAGAGACAGGGGGGUCAGGUGUGAGGAGGGAGGGAGGACGUCAGUUGUGAAGGACCAGUACAAAGUCAACCAAGACGAUUUACAGCUUCCGUUGACUGUUCAGGAGCUCCAGGAGGAGCUGAGGGCUCACAGAGAGAUGAACAGUCGCUUGCGGCAGCAGCGGCAGCAGGGAAACUCCUAUCGAGAACACCAUAUGGACCCGGACAUCAGAGGGGGGUUCAGCCCUGGCCACAGCCCCAGACAAAGCCCCAGCAAUCUGCACAGUCCAGCGCCAAAGAACAGCCCCAGAGCCAGCCCGUCCAACACCUACAACCCCAGGCAGCAGGAAGCUGACAUCAUCAUUCACAGUCCCGGGUAUGGCUGUGCCACCGCAGCAGCCUCCCAGAGACUCAGCCCGGCCAACACCCUCCAACCUGGGCUCAGGAGCAGCCCGAACCAGCCACUCUACAGUCUCGGCCAAGGUGCAGGAGUCACGCCCAGCCCGAGCGCACUGCGGCCCCGCAGCCCCUGUCAGGUUCCCGGGUGUGACGGCUUUUCCUCACCUCCUCCACCAGAUCUGCCGGACGAGAACUUCUUCCAGCUGCAGUCGGAGCACGAACGGCAGGCCAAGGAGCUGUCCCUGCUGAGGAAAACCAUGGAGGAGAUGGAGAUGAGAAUUGACUCUCAGAAGCAGACACUGGGCGCUCGGGACGAGAGCAUCCAGAGACUGCUGGAGAUGCUUCAGGGCCAGGGUCAGGGACGGGGUCAGCGGACAGGCAUAAUAACCAUGGCCGCCCAGGAGGCGGAAGCCCAGCUGGAGAGCAUGCGUCUGAGAGAGAAAUUGGUAAAGAUGAUGAGCCGGCAGGCAUACUUUUACCGAGUUCCUCCGCAGGAGCUUCAUCGGCGUAAUCAGCUCCAGGCCGAACCAGCUAAGACCAGGGCACUGCAGAACGUCAUUGAUAUGAAGGACACCAAGAUCUCUUCCCUGGAAAGAAACAUCAGAGACUUAGAGGAUGAGGUCCAGAUGCUAAAGACCAGCGGCCUGCUGCACCCUGAUGACAGACAGGAUGAACUCAAGCAGGUGGAAGUCUACAAGAGUCACUCUAAAUUCAUGAAAACUAAGAUAGAGCAGCAGAAGCAGGAGCUGAACAGGAAGGAGUCAGAGAUGCAGGCCCUGCAAACAAAGUUAGAAACGCUGACCAAUCAAAACUCAGACUCCAAGCAACACAUCGAGGUGCUAAAAGAGUCCCUCAGUGCCAAGGAGCAACGCGCCAAUACCCUGCAGACCGAG
This is a messenger RNA of Menidia menidia (Atlantic silverside), 2037 nucleotides long. The record is from the annotation of a GenBank genome assembly. Lineage: Eukaryota; Metazoa; Chordata; Actinopteri; Atheriniformes; Atherinopsidae.